Messenger RNA from Rattus rattus (black rat), 661 nucleotides. RefSeq names its product LKAAEAR motif containing 1 (gene Lkaaear1). NCBI's taxonomy places the organism in Eukaryota, Metazoa, Chordata, Mammalia, Rodentia, Muridae. Bases 9 to 578 code for a protein of 189 amino acids. The record is from RefSeq and is a predicted model, not a curated record. The transcript is spliced from 3 exons.
ACUGGAGCAUGCCGACCCCAGGAGUAAAGGGCGCACGAGAGCAGGCCAAAAAGAGUGCACCUGGAGCUGGAGCUGAUGAGAAUCGUAAGAAGGGCCGAUGGACUACAGAGCCUCCGAAGCCAGGCUGGGCAAUGACUCAGGAGAAGCUGGCAGCCAUGUCCCCCACAGUACGCCGACGCCACCUGCUCUUCAGUGACCUACUUGACAUGGUUGAGGUAGGCUCCAUGUUUCCACGCGACUCGGUGGAGUUAUCUUACUGCAUGCCCGACCCUCGCAUCUGGACACAGGCAUUAGAGCUACCAUCUGAGCGUCAAAAUCGGCUUCUGGGCAUCCUUAAGGCCGCGGAAGCCCGGGGCCGAAUCCGCGCCCUGCGGUUGCGCUACACCCGAAUGCGGGCAGAAGAAAUCUCUCUCCUGAUCCAGAAGCAAAGAUGCGCGCGCGCCGCCAUCCGACUGGAACUGUUCCUACCACCCCAACUGAAGCCCACGAAGAUCCCUGAUCCUUUGGACCGACAUGAGCGGAGGCGUGUUGAGACAAUCCUGGAAGAGGAGGUAGAUGGCAACAUUUUCCCGCGAUGACUGAUGACCGCGACCUUGGCGUUCAAAGAUCCCAAGUUACAGCGGCUUCCCACUCUCUUAUAUAAAGUUCUCUUCUGAGGGUU